AUGCCGAAUCUGGACGUGCCGGCAUGCUUUUUCGAUUUCAACAGUCCCGAAGACCUCAUCCUUCAUGAAACAAACCAUCGAAAACAAAUUUGCCACUCUCCAGGUUGCCAAUAUCCCCUCUUUAGCUCAGCAAAGAUACUAAAAGACCGCAUGGGAAAAUUUCAUGUUCAAAGAAGCCGGACAGUCCCGCGAAAGUCAAUCAAGAAACAUGUACAACCAAGUGGCCCUACUUUAAAUUUCUCUUUCCCAUCGCCACCCUCAGUGCAAGAACAGCAGCGAUUCAAUGGGUCGCUAGGUAUCGGUGAACAUUUCGUUAAACGGUUCUCUCAUGAGUCGCCAGGUAUUGUUCAACUAAAUUAUAAUAAAAUGCUAGAUUUUGUUAAGCCUUUUGAACGGGCCUCUGAUACUCUACACAGUUUUGAUGACCUGUACACUGCUGAUAUUUUACGGGGGGACAUCAAUAUAUCUGCAUUUGAUGAUGCCGAUUGA
Molecule: messenger RNA, 489 nt
Organism: Trichoderma asperellum CBS 433.97
Lineage: Eukaryota; Fungi; Ascomycota; Sordariomycetes; Hypocreales; Hypocreaceae
Source: RefSeq, a predicted model, not a curated record